UUUUUGAAAAAGAGGUCAUAUUAUAUCUUGUCGUACAAGGGGCAGGAAGUUUUUGUUUUAACUGGAAGCCCAGCUUUGCUGGAUGUACAGAAGCUCAACGCAGCCUCCGUGUGUGAACCAUAAGUGGAACCGGUCCUGCAGCCCGCUUGCGCUGGAAGGUAUAAUUCCUGCGUUUCCGGAAGCUACGAUCGAACACGAAGAUGUUUCAAGGUCUGGCGCUGAAUUCGCAUCGAGCUGAGGCGAUCGCGGCCGCCAGACGGCAGGAGAUCCUGAGGCAGGAGCGUGAGGCCCUCACCAAACCACGUAAGACAGCCGCAGAUGUCAUUAGUUAUGACCGGGCUGUCGUCGCGGCGAAGAACCGCGAGCCGCCACCGCCAACACGCUAUGGAAUGAACUGGAAGCCGGCUGACAAGUGGGUUGCACGAGAACAGGCGAAGGAGCGAGAACGCCGAGAAGAGUACUUCGAAGCGACGGGUGAGUAUCCGGACGACACUGGUGGGCCCCUAGCAAUAAUGGAUGCACCGGACGGCACAACGCCAUUUCGCGGGCGGUCAACUCAGAACUCGUGGAUAUCCAUGGAGAUGCCACAAGAUCAUGACUUGGCAAAGUACCCUUCGUUAAUGAUUUUUUUCCUAUCUACUAACUAGAAGAAAGUGAGUAUAAAUAUGUAGUUUAUUGUUACAUGCACAUUAUCGUUACAUGAUGAUUUGGUGGUUGGUCACGGUCAGAUUCAACAAUUUCAGUCAUGAUAGAUCUAAUGUCAAUGUCACCGUCACGGAGUCUUCUUCUUCAGUCACUAUGCAUACUACCUAAGUACUUUGUUUAAGGUCGACUGCGACGCACUCCAUACGACUACGUAUGACGGCAGACUCUGCGGCUGGUGCGCCGUUUAAGCUGUCGAAGAAACGAAAGCCGUUGUGGUAUGUGCCACCGCACAAAAAACGGGAGGUUAUUUUGCGAGAAGACAUCGUACCAUUAAAACGCAAAAGUAAGCCCUCAGGAAAGCUUCGUCCUGUGGACGGAGCAGAAAAUCGAAAUGACGCACGACCAACACGUCUCCACGAUUCUGCGACGCAAGGGGAUCUUGGUGAUUUUUCUUCUUGCUUGAUCAUAAUAUUUGUUUUGUUUCUUAUUAUAUCUUAAUACUAGGUUGUAACUCGUCACGACUACAGUAACAAGGAUAGUAUAUUGUAGUGCUGACCAUGAUGGAGGAAAAAAAUGGGAGAGUGAUGAUUUUGGCCAGCACUACACUCGAAAACAAAAAUCUUGACACCUUCUUUGUUAGACAAAAACAAAACUUACAAUACCCCACAGGUGCAGUUUUCGACACUGCAGAGCCGACAACUGCUGCCGAGAUUUCAGACAAGGAGCGACGCUAUCUUCUCAAUGGCACAUCAUUCGGAGAUAUCAAGGAAAAAGCGGAGUACUUGAUAACAUGUUUUUGUUUCAUGUGCACUUUGCUGUUGUAUUAGUAUUUGCAGUUCACGACACGACCAUCCUUUUUUCGAAAGAACUCCAAACCCAAAGAAACCUAAUGAAUGUCAAUGAUAUCCACCUUCUCAAAACUUUUAGGCUGGUUCUAUACCUCUUCCACUGAUUAAGUACCUGCUGCUUCACCUACAAUGUUUUUUGUUGCAACACCUGAAAAAUGCAUGCAAUCGAAACCAGGUACAUCAAGGGUUCGAAAGAGUUUGAUUCGCGACUGAAGAGCCUGUUGCAGCGGCGGGAGGAACAAGCCAGACGCGUUUGUGCUCGCUUUGAUGGUGACCCUGGGCCCACAAACGAAAGAUGGGCAUUAAAAGCGCCUCCUUUGGACAUCCAAUAUCUGAUGGAGGGGGAGCUAAGUCUCUAAGAGACAUUGUUGAUGCGUACUCGUUUCCACCAUCCCAUGAGAUUGCAGAAGAAGAUGAUGAUGACAUUGAAUUUGAAGCUAGGAACAAGGAGGAAUCCUAGUACAACAUGAACUCUCUUCAAGUGUUUGCAGUACUUUUUGGAAAUUACUCUAAUUACCUGAAUUCAGAAUUCUAGCGUUUGUCAUUGAAUGUUGCAGGGCCUAGUCCUUCUCCUUUCAUCCCCUUUUGAACCACGACCUUUGAAAGCUCGUCUGCGUCAACUAAUAGAAUAUCACACUGACAUCAUUUCAUAAUGAUAUUCAUUGUUGAAUUGCUUGUCAAUCAUGGCAAAAGCAUAGUUUGUUGUUGAUCAUUCACUGAAGUAGCUGACAAGUUGAGCUACAGACCCAUGCAUGCUAGCCGACAUUGUAACGUAGAUUGAUAUCAUUCAUAUCUUCCUUCAGCAUGCCAUAUCCUCGUCUCAUGCAGAUUCAAGAUGCACGUUGGUGCAUUUCUUUGUAAGUACAAGUAGAAGAAGACUACAUCAGCAUAGAAGAUGUUAGAGCAAGUAGAAUAAAAAAGAGCGUGGUUGACUACGCAUACCCAUCACAUACACACAGAAGAACUAAUACACACACAGCUAGCAUGAAUCAUGAUAUUACGUUGCCCCAUGCAUUUAACGAAUGAACUCUAAAAAGCAUUGUUCACCUUCAAUCCACAACACGUGAACCAACGCAUUGAUUGGAGCCUGGAAUAUUUUCAGGGGUAUAUACAUUUCGUAGUUGAGGUGCAACGAACACCUCAAACUGAAUUCGAGACAGCACGCUGUCCGCUUUCCUCCCACGACGAUUUACGCAGCCAGGCCCGUUGCGCCGUGGUCAUGUAAUUGGUGCGAACUACAACUGCGGUUCGACGACUGCACGAUGAGGU
Amoebophrya sp. A25 is the source of this 2762-nucleotide messenger RNA. The record is from the annotation of a GenBank genome assembly. Lineage: Eukaryota; Dinophyceae; Syndiniales; Amoebophryaceae.